Talaromyces rugulosus is the source of this 750-nucleotide messenger RNA. RefSeq lists its product as uncharacterized. Gene Ontology annotation, biological process: RNA processing. The transcript has a single exon. Gene Ontology annotation, molecular function: RNA binding. NCBI's taxonomy places the organism in Eukaryota, Fungi, Ascomycota, Eurotiomycetes, Eurotiales, Trichocomaceae. Gene Ontology annotation, cellular component: nuclear exosome (RNase complex); cytoplasm. Bases 1 to 750 code for a protein of 249 amino acids. The record is from RefSeq and is a predicted model, not a curated record.
AUGGAGAAAUCACUACCCAAGCUUGCCGUACCAGGCCAACAGCUGGCAUCCACAACCACGUAUCUAUCCGGCUCCGGCACACACGUCCACAACGGGCAGAUUUGCGCCUCGAUCGCUGGGCCCGUGUAUAUCGAGCAGUCUCACGCAAAACCCAAAACAAAGUCGAUACUGAGUAUUUCGCGGUCGGCAAAUUCGCCGGCGAACAAGGGAGCUGUACCAGGGCAACAGCAACAACAACAAAAGGUCGCUGGUGCUGCAGCGACAACGACCAGCAAACCAAAAUACAACACUCUUCCAUCCGUCGACUCAAUAGUGCUUGCCCGUGUUACUCGUGUACAGAAACGCCAAGUCACAGUGUCUAUUCUCGUUGUACUAGACGAUCAGACAGCCACCGCCAGCUCAGACAAUGACAACAUCGCAGCCAUCUUGACCUCGGCCGCCAACCCGGAAAACCAUAAUACCUCUGACGAACUUCGUUUCCAAGCCCUGAUUCGCAAAGAAGAUGUGCGCGCUGUCGAAAAGGACCGCGUGGUGCUCGAAGACAUGUUUCGCGUUGGAGACGUGGUACGCGGUAGUGUGAUUUCACUUGGGGACCAGAGUUUUUACUAUCUUACCACAGCGCGCAACGAUCUCGGGGUUGUUAUGGCGCGCAGUGAGGCGGGUAAUAUGAUGUUUCCGGUUAGUUGGAAGGAAAUGAGAGAUCCCUUGACGGGUCUGGGUGAGACGAGGAAAGUCGCGAGACCGUUUUGA